GACAAAGUAUUUAAACUGGUGCUGGUGACAAACAGAGAGGAGCUCUGCACACACCUCGGAGGGGCGCCUUACUAAAUUUUGUGCCCUCUUAUUAUAGGGUGCUAAAAGAAAAAAAAUACUCAAUGGCACCACCGGCACUGGUUCUACUGGUCACAGCAUGGAUACUGGCCAUCCAUCAAGCUACUACAGGGGCAGACGAUGUUCAUUGUUAUGCUGAGGUUAAUGACGUGACGGGUAAAUGCGAAGAUUUUCUUGGAGAAGGCGUGCCUGAACUGGAUUGCUGUCUGAAUAUAAAAUAUGCCUUUAAGCGGGAUUCUCAAUCUGAAUGUCAAGCCUGCCGUUCAGCAGAGUGGUCCCAGUGGAGUGAAUGGAGCCCGUGUACUGUGUCGUGUCAAAAAGGAGUUCAGCAAAGAGAGAGAGUCUGCAUAGGUCAGGGCGACUGUGAUGGGAACACAUUGGAGGUCCGUUCCUGCUCACUGCAAGAAUGCUGUCCUCAAGCUGGAGGCUGGUCACAAUGGAGCGCAUGGUCGGUGUGUUCUGUGACCUGUGAACGUGGACAGAGGAAACGCACCCGGGAAUGUAAUAGUCCUUCUCCAUUGUGUGGAGGGUCAUGUCGCGGGACUACUGAAGAGGUUGAAAAAUGUGACACCUUACAAAUCUGUCCAACUCAUGGACAAUGGGGUGCCUGGGGAAACUGGGGCGUGUGCUCCUCUAGCUGCAUUGUAGAAGGUUCUGGAAUACUCCCAACUCAGUCCCGAUUCCGACAGUGUGACAACCCGAGUCCUUCAAGCAGCCCCCCAGGAAAUCCAUGCCCAGGGAGUAAUCGGGACCCCAAAGAUUGCACUGGCCUUCCCUUUUGUCCAGUGGAUGGACAAUGGGGAGCGUGGCAGAAGGACUCGGAGUGCUCAGUCACCUGUGGCGUAGGACGGGUGAGGCAGAAGAGAUCUUGCGAUAAUCCAGCACCUAAACAUGGAGGAAGAUACUGCAUUGGAUCUCCUACCAGAAAUACUAUCUGCAAUACAAAAGAACCAUGUCCAAUUGAUGGGAAAUGGUCCAAUUGGGAGGAAUGGUCAGAAUGCAAACGUCUUUCAGCAGAUAAGGUUAAAUGUAAACAAAGAGUAGCGCUGCAGAACAGGAAACGCGUAUGUGUUGGUGCAAGGUUUGAAGGAAAGUGGUGUGAAGGUGAAGCCAGAGAAAGCCGAAGUUGCUACAAUGCAGAUGGUUGUCUUUACAACAACCCAGGUAGUUGGGCAGAAUGGAGCCAGUGGGGACUUUGUUCCUCCCCGUGUGGACAAUCUGAGAGAAAAAAAUCCAGAGAGUGUUUGCCAAACCAUCCAGAUUACCCGCUGAUUGUGGAAGGAGCCACAAAAUUUGUAGAUGUUUUUUUCUGGGGAACACCGGAGUUUAAAUGUGAUGCAAUCAACGGACAAACAAAUGAAGUGGAGGAGACCGAAGAGUGUAGCAACACCCCGCCGUGUAACUAAGAUGUUGGAGACCUGUACUAGUUGACUUCUUUAUGGUUGCUUUCCCCAACCAAAUUUCUACAUUUUUAUACUAUGGUGACAGAAUAUUAUGUCGUUUUUUAUGUGAAGCACAAAAGAUAUGCUACAACAUGAAAUAUUAUACCAUGCAACUUUAGGGAAUCAUUUUCUCCACCUUGAUCCAUCCAAUACAUCUAUACAUCUAUAUCUGGUUUGUCUCAGUUCCAUCCUGAGCAGUACAUCCGGGGGAACUUCUCGAUAGCGGGUAGUUCUUGACAGAACACCGCCAUGUUUCAAUCAGCACUGUUAUGUAUGAAUGUAAUAAAGGUAACUAUAAAAACGGAGUACAUUUUGUAACACAAUUAAA
Rana temporaria (common frog) is the source of this 1848-nucleotide messenger RNA. It is a transcript of the gene CFP, whose product is annotated as complement factor properdin. Lineage: Eukaryota; Metazoa; Chordata; Amphibia; Anura; Ranidae. The transcript has 10 exons. Bases 123 to 1484 code for a protein of 453 amino acids. The record is from RefSeq and is a predicted model, not a curated record.